Molecule: messenger RNA, 2610 nt
Organism: Tachyglossus aculeatus (Australian echidna)
Lineage: Eukaryota; Metazoa; Chordata; Mammalia; Monotremata; Tachyglossidae
Gene: DCPH1
Product: acidic residue methyltransferase 1
Exons: 5
Coding region: 5-1333 (442 amino acids)
Biological process (GO): DNA damage response
Cellular component (GO): cytoplasm; nucleus
Molecular function (GO): phosphatase activity
Source: RefSeq, a predicted model, not a curated record
GGAAAUGGCGGCCGCUCCGGCCUCACUCUCGGGCCGCUUCAAGGGGUCCUUUGCAUAUUUUACAAUGAAGGAUCGAGCACCUCAGAUCCUAACUAGAGUUAUCGAUACUUUACAUCGUCACAAAAAUGAAUUCUUUGAGGAGCAUGGAGAGAAAGGUGUUGAAGCAGAGAAGAAGGCUAUAUCCUUCCUUUCUAAAUUACGAAAUGAAUUGAUAACAGAUAAGCCGGUGAUCCCCUUGAUUGAUAACCUCGCCGAUGCCGAUACGUGGAACAAGUACUUAGAGUAUCAGCAGAGUCUUCUGGAAGAAAACGGUGGGCAGCCAAGCUGGUUUCAGUCCCCUUGGUUGUAUGUGGAGUGUUACCUGUACCGCAGAAUCCACGAAGCACUUAUUCUAAGCCCUCCGAUCUGCGACUUUGAUGUAUUUAAGGAAGGAAAGGUUCAAAGUUUUUUUGAAUCCCAACAAGCUGUUGUUGCCUUGUGCACUCACCUGCAGGAAAUAAGCAAAAUUAUUGAGGACCUAGAUGAAGACCAACUGAAAGAAGAAUUUUUUAAACUGCUUCAGGUGUCAUUAUGGGGAAAUAAAUGUGAUCUUUCCAUCUCCGGUGGUGAAAGCAACUCUCAGAAAUCCAGCCCACUCAGCUCUUUGAGAGAUCUGAAUUCUUUCAUUUUAGUGAAUGACAUGGACUGUAUCUGGUCAUUGCUUUUAAAUAGCAAGAAAACAAGGUUGGAAAAAGUGACACCGACCAGGGUGGACAUCGUCUUGGAUAAUGCUGGCUUUGAACUUGUUUCGGAUUUAGUACUGGCUGACUUUCUGUUGUCCUCUGAAUUGGCCACUGAAAUCCAUUUCCAUGGAAAAAGCAUUCCUUGGUUUGUUUCGGACACCACCAAACAUGACUUUAAUUGGUCGAUCAAACAACUUCAGGGUGCCAAUCAUAGGUGGAUGUCCCGCUGUGGCAUCAACUGGGAGGGCUAUAUUAAAAAGGGCGCUUGGGUUUACCACGACCAUAUGUUUUGGACUCUGCCGCAUGAAUACUGCAAUAUGUCUCAGGUUGCUUCUGAAUUAUAUGCCGAGCUGCAGAAGGCGAAUUUAAUUAUUUUCAAGGGCGAUUUGAACUAUAGGAAAUUGACAGGGGACAGGAAAUGGGAGUUUACUGUUUCAUUUCACCAAGCCCUGAACAAAUUUCAUCCGGCACCCCUCUGUAGUAUAAGAACACUAAAAGCAGACGUUCAAGUGGGUUUGCAGCCUGGGCAAGGGGAGCAACUUAUGGUUUCUGACCCAGAGUGGAUGACCACUGGAAAAUAUGGAGUCAUUCAGUUUGAUGGGAUGCCAUGAUUUGUUUGAGAUAAGAUCUGAUUUGCACUUUUCGUUCCAAGAAGUAAUUUUGGGACUUGGUUGCCUGUUUUUGUUUUUUUUUUGAGGGGGGGAAGAAGGGGGCCCACUUUCACUUCAGGGAGUUUAGCUUUUCAGUACAGUAACAGUAAUGUCUUUUACGUAGCUUCAGGCUUUUCUGUAAACUACCUGCCAACGGUAAACUACCUGCAGAUACCUUUGGGCAGAUUGCAUGUUCUUUGUUAAGAUUAUUUUCAUCAAGCGCUUAGUACAGUGCUCAAGCGCUUAGUACAGUGCUCGGCACAUAGCGCUCAAUAAAUAUGAUUGAUGAUGAUGAUUGAUGUUUUAGCAGUUUAUAUUCCAAAAUUUCGAGAUAUACAUAUACUUUCAGAUGAGGAAAAAGUUGAGAAAAGUCACCUUUUUGGACUUUACAUUUGUGACUGACUGCUAUUUUCAUGUAUUAGACUGCAUGUUAGGAUGAAUGUUAAUUUAAGUUAACCCCUUUGGGUUUGGGGUUUUUUUAAUUGUUAUAUAACAGAAGUCUUAGAAUGGGUAUAAAUUUCCCUGGAAUCACUCCAAAAGGAGAAGCACUUUUAAAAAUUGACGGAUCUGAGCAUGUUUUCAUUUAAGUAUUGAAGAACAAGGAUGCAGAAAUUACUCCUUGGGAAUAAGUUCGUUUUUUAAGGUGGGCAUUAGCUCUUUCAGACCACCGUGAAACUGUUUAGCCACGUGUUGGGCUGUGUUUGCACAUUAUGGAUACUAUCACCGUCAUUACCAUCGUCACUGGUAAUGAGCACCUAAAGUGCACUGUACUAGUUGCUCGGUGUACUGUACUAGUUGUACUUGUGUGCGACAGGAAUAGAAGACGUGGUCCUUCCCUCAAGGAAUUUCCUGUCUAGUGGAGGAGAUUGACAGAUGCAGAUGUAUAAUAGGAAAGGGAAUACCCAGAAAACUGGUAACAGCAAAAGUAAAUGUAGAUUAGUAAUUCAGUCAAGAGGAAUAAACUAAGUGCUUAGUACAGUGCUCUGCACACAGCCAGCAUUCAGUAAAUACCGUUGAUUUAUAAACGAUUGUGAUGAUUGUGUUAUAACUGUACUCUCCCAAGUGCUUAGUACAGUGCUCUGCACGCAGUAAGCGCUCAAUAAAAACGAUUGACUGACAAGUAAUGUCGGUGACUAGUGGGAUGACCUCAUGAGGGGAGUGUGGGUAUUAAGAGAUCAGUUGCAUUUUUUGAGCACCCACUGUGUGCCAACACUAUGCUAAGCACUUGGAAGAGUACA